AAACAAAGUGCCGCGGGGGAGCGUUUCCAGCCGGGGCCGCUUCUCGGGCGGCCCGCCCUUUUCGCCGAGGAGGAGGCGUCUGCGUGGAGGCGUCGGUGGAGCGUGGGGAGACGCCGCGGGGCCUCCGCCAUGCCGCAGAACGAGUACAUCGAGCUCCACCGCAAGCGCUAUGGGUACCGCCUGGACUACCACGAGAAGAGGAGGAAGAAGGAGGGACGCGAGGCUCACGAGCGGUCCCGGAAAGCCAAGAAGAUGAUCGGGCUGAAGGCCAAGCUCUACCACAAACAGCGGCAUGCUGAGAAGAUACAGAUGAAGAAGACCAUUAAAAUGCAUGAAAAGAGAAACACAAAGAAAAAGAAUGAUGAAAAAACACCUAAAGGAGCUGUACCAGCAUACCUGCUGGACAGAGAAGGCCAGUCCCGGGCUAAGGUUCUCUCUAACAUGAUCAAGCAGAAAAGAAAAGAAAAAGCCGGGAAAUGGGAGGUUCCUGUGCCAAAGGUCCGUGCACAAGGAGAAACAGAAGUUUUAAAAGUGAUACGUACAGGAAAGAGAAAGAAGAAGGCCUGGAAGAGAAUGGUUACAAAAGUUUGUUUUGUUGGAGAUGGCUUUACGAGGAAGCCUCCUAAAUACGAGCGAUUCAUUCGACCAAUGGGCUUACGUUUCAAGAAGGCACAUGUGACACAUCCUGAACUUAAAGCUACAUUUUGCCUACCUAUCCUUGGUGUAAAGAAGAAUCCUUCUUCUCCUUUGUACACAACACUGGGUGUAAUUACCAAGGGUACUGUCAUUGAAGUGAACGUGAGUGAGCUUGGCCUUGUGACACAAGGGGGCAAAGUCAUCUGGGGGAAAUAUGCACAAGUAACAAACAAUCCAGAAAAUGAUGGCUGUAUUAAUGCAGUUCUACUUGUUUAAGUUGUGUUUGAUACUAAGCAUCGGACGUGGGCUCCUGCAAAAUCAGUGGUUUCAACAAGUUUGCAAGAUCUCCGGAACUGUCAACCAUUCAAGACCAUUGACCCCAGAGGCUGGUGAGGAACUUAAACAUGCCAGAAGUGACUGCUCAGGUUUUAAUAUGUAUUAUGUUUGCUCAGCUGAACGAUGUCCAAAUAAAGUGUUUCAGUUUUCA
This is a messenger RNA of Falco peregrinus (peregrine falcon), 1123 nucleotides long. RefSeq names its product NSA2 ribosome biogenesis factor (gene NSA2). Bases 130 to 912 code for a protein of 260 amino acids. The transcript is spliced from 6 exons. Gene Ontology annotation, biological process: maturation of 5.8S rRNA; maturation of LSU-rRNA. The record is from RefSeq and is a predicted model, not a curated record. Lineage: Eukaryota; Metazoa; Chordata; Aves; Falconiformes; Falconidae. Gene Ontology annotation, cellular component: preribosome, large subunit precursor; nucleolus.